Pseudophryne corroboree (corroboree frog) is the source of this 3918-nucleotide messenger RNA. RefSeq names its product zinc finger protein ZFP2-like. Gene Ontology annotation, biological process: regulation of transcription by RNA polymerase II. Gene Ontology annotation, molecular function: DNA-binding transcription factor activity, RNA polymerase II-specific; RNA polymerase II cis-regulatory region sequence-specific DNA binding. Lineage: Eukaryota; Metazoa; Chordata; Amphibia; Anura; Myobatrachidae. The coding region runs from base 548 to 2695 and encodes 715 amino acids. The transcript has 5 exons. The record is from RefSeq and is a predicted model, not a curated record.
GGGAGCGGCCUGUGGUGUCCUGUUGCUAUUAGUGUUAUACAGGUGGAGCAGGUUUUUGUGUACGGUUAUUGUACAGGGACAGCGGCUUGUGGUGUCCAGGUAUUAUUAUUAUACAUUGGGAGUGUUGGUGAUGUCCUACAAUACUGGAGGAAUGGCCUGAGGUGUCCUGCUUUUAAAGACAUCUGUUAUUAUCUUUAUACUGGGGUGCAGCCUUUAGUGUCGUUAUUAUUAUUAAUUUUAUUAUAUGUAAUUUUGGGGAUUGAAAAUAUUGCUCAGUAUGAAGACCUGGGAGUGUCACUGUGACAUCACUUAUAUCUAUAGUAAUAAUACAGGGACAUGACUGGGGAGGUGAGGGGAACUGGGAGUGUCACAGUGAGUUCAUAUAUCUAUAGUAAUGUAACCCCUUUUUUACCUGGGGGUAAAGUGUAUAUGUACAAUGUGCCUCCACCCAAGCUAUUCAGAGCCCAAUACUCUAAUCGCUUAGGAAAUAACCUACCCCUGUAGUGGUCGCCUAUAACAUUAGUAUGUGAUGUAACCAGAUAGGACUAUGCACAUUUACCUAUCGUACCUUUCCUUUGUGAUUUCAGGCUCUUCCACAGAUACGGAGACAGUUCCACCGGAGGGGGAGUAUAUAGAAGAGCACAGGGGUCUGUACAAGGACGUGAUGAUGGAGAAUCACCGCCCCCUCACAUCACUGGAUGGGCACAGUAACAGAGAUACACCAGAGAGAUGUCCCCAUCCUCUGUAUUCCCAGGACUGUACAGAGGAGAAUCACAGGACCCCACAGGAGGAUCAGGUAGAACAUCUUUCUCGUAUAAAGGCAGAAGCUAUAAGGAGAAAAGAAGAGACGGAUGUGAGAGAUAUGAAGGCAGAAGAUACAGAAGGAGAAGAAGAGACGGAUGUGAGAGAUAUGAAGGCAGAAGAUCUAGAGGGAGAAGAAGAGACGUAUGUGACUGAUAUAAAGGCAGAAUAUAUAGAUGGAGAAGAAGAGACAUAUGUGACUGAUAUAAAGGCAGAAGAUAUAGAGGGAGAAGAAGAGACGUAUGUGAUUGAUAUGAAGGUAGAAGAUACAGAGGGAGAAGAAGAGACGUAUGUGACUGAUAUGAAGGCAGAAGAUAUAGAGGGAGAAGAAGAGACGUAUGUGACUGAUAUGAAGGCAGAAUAUACAGAGGGAGAAGAAGAGACAUAUGUGACUGAUAUGAAGGAAGAAGAUACAGAGGGAGAAGAAGACACGUAUGUGAGGGGUGAUCAGCAGUGUAAGGAGGAGGAGAUCCCUACAGAUAUCAGCACAGCAGGUGGACACACAAGCAGGAAUAUCUCAGAAGGACAUCUAACAUUAUCCCUGGAUUCUGAAAUAACCGAUAAUGACAGUAGAAAGGAUUCUCCAGGAGCUAACCCCAUUACCCCAAUUAUACAUCCAGCUCUAUCAGCUGAUUCCUCUGAUCCUGGGAAAUGUUCUCCUGAUCACUCUGAUAUUGGUGCAUCUGUUACAGCUCUGAGAGUAGAUACAGUGUUUCCCUGUUCUAUAGAUGCCAGAUGUUUUGCACAGAACACAAACCUUAUUACUCAUCAGCCAGCUAAAGCAGAUGAGAGGCGAUUCCCAUGUUCUGAGUGUGGUAAAUGUUUUACAUAUAAAUCGGCUCUUGCUACACAUCAGAGAAGUCACACAGGUGAGAGGUCAUUUCGAUGUUCUGUGUGUGGCAAAUGUUUUUCAUCGAAAUCAAUUCUUGUUAGACAUCAGAGCAGUCACACAGGUGAGAAGCCAUAUUCCUGUUCUGAGUGUGGGAAAUGUUUUACACAGAAAACAGCUCUUAUUGGACAUGAGAGAAGUCACACAGGUGAGAAGCCAUAUCCCUGUUCUGAGUGUAGAAAAUGUUUUCCACGGAAAUCACGUCUUGUUGCACAUCAGAGAACUCACACAGGUGAGAAGCCAUUUCCAUGUUCUGAGUGUGGGAAAUGUUUUGCACAGAAAUCAGCUCUUGUUGAACAUGAGAGAAGUCACACAGGUGAGAAGCCAUAUUCCUGUUCUGAGUGUGGGAAAUGUUUUGCAACUAAAUCAUUUCUUGUUAUACACCAGAGAAGUCACACAGGUGAGAAGCCGUAUUCCUGUUCUGAGUGUGGGAAAUGUUUUGCACAGAGAUCACAUUUUGUUAUUCAUCAGCAUGCUCACACAGGUGAAAGGCCAUUUUCCUGUUCUGAGUGUGGGAAAUGUUUCGCACAUAAAUCAGUUCUUGUUAGACAUCAGAGAAGUCACACAGGUGAGAAGCCAUUUUCCUGUUCUGAGUGUUGGAAAUGUUUUGCACGGAAAUCAGCUCUUGUUACACAUCAGAGAAGUCACACAGGUGAGAAGCCAUAUUCCUGUUCUGAGUGUAGGAAAUGUUUUGCACAGAUAUCAUCUCUUGUUAUACAUCAGAGGAGUCACACAGGUGAGAAGCCAUAUUCCUGUUCUGAGUGUGGGAAAUGUUUUGCACGGAAAUCAGAUCUUGCUCCACAUCAGAGAAGUCACACAGGUGAGAAGCCGUAUUCCUGUUUUGGGUGUGGGAAAUGUUUUGCAUAUAAAUCAAAUCUUGUUACACAUCAGAAGAGUCACACAGGUGAGAGGCCAUUUUCAUGCUGUGAGAGAAAUAAAUCCGCUCUUGUUGAACACAUUAGACAUUACCCAAGUACGGAACCAUUGACAUCUUCUGGAGUAUAAUUAUCACUGUCGUCCAAUGUUCCUCAAGGGUGAAUCCUAUCUCCUAUGCUUUAUAAAAUAUACAUGCUACCACUGGGUGAUAUAAUCAGACAUCAUGGCCUGGUCUACCACUGCUAUGCUGAUUACCUGCUUUUUGCUCCAUGUACUGAGAACCUAAUACCAAUCCUAAAUGGUCUAGCUGAGCGCCAGGGGUGGAUGAUACCAGUUGGCUGUGACUCACUCUUUGUGAAACAUAAUAGAAGCUCCCCAACAAAGGACAAGACUACAGCUUUACCAACCAUCUGGAUUUAUGGUUUGGUGUUCAGAAUUGAAAAUACUGAACAUGUGCUGAAUCUUUGUGUUGUCCUGGUAUGUGGCUGACACAGACAUCAGGUAUCUGCCACAUACAAAUCCUCAUUCUUCAGUCUGUGGACCAUAGCCAGAAUCAAGCACUUCAUUCCCUCAGAAGUUCAUAGACUACUGCAAUGCCAUCUACCUGGGUCACCCAGCAAAAGAAUUACAGAGCUUGCAGCUAGUACAGAAUGCAGCAGCCAAGCUGUUACCUGACCAGCCCGUUCCUGCCUCAUAACACCCAUUCUCCUCUCCCUUCACCGGCUGCCUGUAAGAUGACAAAUCUAUUUCAUAAUUGGCUAACUGACUUUCCCAGCCCAACAUUACAUGGUCCAAGGAACUAGAAGCAGCUUCUGCCUCCUUACUGCCCUGCUGGCUUCUACAGAUGAAGGACUGUUACCAGCAGUACCAAGAAUCUCCUGUCAUUCAUUUAUGGGUUGAACGUUUAGCUUUGCAGCCCUGACCAUGGAACUCACUGCCUUGCACAGUCCAAGAGGCCUCCACUCUAGAGACCUUCACAAGCAGACUGGUGACUGUUACUCACGCUUUUCAUUAAUGUACCUCUAUUUACUUCCUAAAUAAUACAUCCCAAAUGCUUAGGUCUUUUUUCUGCUGUUUAUUUUGUAUCUUGUGCUUUGUGUAAAUGUGAAUGUCUAAUACCAGUUUGCACAAUCUGUAUUGCUGCACGACAAUAUGGCGGCCAUUGGAACUUGUUUUCAUUUCUUCUAGUUUGCCUAACUUGUUGCAGUCACUCAUCUUGAUAAGGAGUGUCGAGUGUUUUCAGAUACAAGAUCCUAUCCAUAUAUACCCUGUACAUUAUCAUGUGCAUUAGAGUCACCUGAGUUCCAUCUGCAGUGGUUUGUUGUAUGUUACAUCUAUAUGGUGCGGAUACU